GCGAAAAUGCUACAUUAAUCUUCAUAAACUAUACAAUUAAUUUGUUUCUUUUUUAUUGUGUUAUCUACCUCAAAUGGUCACCCAGCAGUACCUUCCACUAAGGAAAAUCAGUUGAAUCCAAUUGCCUCUAGCCACAUGGAUGCAGAAAGCUUAUCGCAACUUCUAGGUAUCCCUAGAGGGGACCACUGGGAAAAUAAACAUGAUUUUGAAUUGCAGCAUGAAGAGAAUAACCAAAAUUUGGAAGACUCUGAAUCUUCGGUAUCAUCUACAUGUUCUGAUACGGAAGAAAUAUUGCAAUCGCCAUGGCAACAAGAUGGUACUUCAGAUGCGGAGCAUGCCUUUACGCACAAAACAAAUGGAAAACGAUGUUGGUGGCAUUUUGAAAGACAUUUCGAUUAUAUGAUUGAUCGGAAGCUCAGACCAAUAGAAGAAUAUAUCAUUUCUAGAGGCCCUGGAAUACGAGAUUUGGAAAAAAAGGUGACAUAUACCGUAAACGACGAUUAUACAGAUGAUUACGAAUCAUUAGGUAGUUCAUACGGGUGCAGUAGUAUAUCCAUACAUGAUGCCAUUACCACUCUUAUUGAUACAUAUAAGCAAGGUUGGAAGAGUAUUUUUAAUGGAUUCGAUUGUUUAGAUCACCAAAGAGUAAAUCAAUUUCAGAAUUCCAUAGAUCAAGACUUCCAGAAUUUGGUGGAGAGUUCUAACAUCGUUGAAACUCCACGGGCGAGAAAAUUGUUCGACGAUACGACUAAUGUUGCAUCUUCACACAUGCCUGUAUCUAUGGAUGAUCAACAAAAACAGUCCAAAGUUGUAUUUACAAGAACCCAGAGCUCACAAAGGUUUGCCAGUAAUGCUUUUGUGCCAACUCCGCAGAUGCCCAGUAACACAUAUACUGGUCAAUCCUUCAACAAUAAUGGAAGUGUAGGACAAUCCAAUAUUAUACCACAAACUACCGAUACAUCAGCUAAAAUGAAUUCUCAACUAUGCCCUGGUUAUAGCCGUAAUAGUGCAGACUUCUUCCGGAUACUAGAGACUAAAGGAUGUAAAUCAUUUUAUGAUCUACUAGACCGUUUAUUUGUAGGCUUGGAAGGGUGCCGUAUAGGCAGUCGUUAUGUGCAAACGAUAGAUCUCUUAUCUGUGAUUUUACAACUAAUGCCCGAACUUAUAUGCCUACUAAUUGGCCCAAGUAUAAACAAACGUGAUGCUAGCGGGCGACGGUACUGCUAUUUUAAACGUUUCGUCAUUUUGAUACGUUCAUACCUAAAAUAUCUGGGUAUAGAAUCGUUCUUAACCAUAUUGGAGAUGUUUAAAGAUGCAACAUCAGGUCGCUAUACUCCUUUCUAUCUCAUAACCGGCGAAAAAGAAAUCGCAACAAAGCAUAUUAAAGCGUCGAUGGCUUCUAUAAUACUCUUUCGUUUGUUAAUGCUCUCAAAACAGAUCAGUGAGAAGUGCAGACAAUGGAUAUUUUUGGAUUUCCACAAUUGCGAUUUCAAGAAUAAGCUUAUACAGCGACUUAAACGUUUUGUAUAUUUACCCCUUUUCUCAAUGAAAUUAGUUCACGAAAUAUUGGUGCCGCUUAGUGGUCAACUAUUUUGUUCUCAGGCGUGUCUAAUGAAUUUCAAUUAUUUGAAAUGGGUUAGGUGGUAUUUAUAUCCUAGUCCACCGUUGUAUCUUUUGCGUUCUACCCUUUUGGAUCUAGUACAUAUGGCAGUUGUGACAACACAAUUGAAUCUAGUAGGAUGGUCAUCGAGAUUGAAGAAGAAUCUAACGGAAUAUGCGCCUGUAAAAAUUGGGUCAAAUUAUGAAAUGAAGUUAAGGUUGAUGGUUUACUUAUUGGUUUAUCAGGCAUCAUAUAUACUUGCCCCUGAAUACCUAAGUACUUGCGUAAACAAUCCCCAGUAUUUCUUUGGAAGCUACUAUCUUAUGUUGCCUCAUGUGCAAUAUGGACUUUCCAAGGUUGUUCAAGAUGCUUUAAUGGAAAAGAAAAUAUACCCACUGCAAGAGAAAGUAGUGGAUCUACUCAAGGUAACUCUAGAUGAAUACUUACUGUCUCGUGAUCUCAUAUUGGAUUUUCAUGGCUCCAGCCUUACUCAGUCUAAUAUUUUUAAACGAGUUCUUGCGUUAGCUUGGCACUACAAUACAGCGCCAAGGAUAAGCGAUGGUGAAUGUGGCAUUUCCAUAAGCCCAACCAUAGAAACAAAAUUGCAGAUGGACGAUAAUAGAUGCCACGGGGAAUGCCAUAACGUAGCGCCAUAUUCGGCUUCUAAUUGCAUCGAUUUCCUAAAAAACAAUACAUUGUCGACGGUAUUCUUCCGUCAAAACGCUGCUGCCAUGCAACCAGUGAAAUGUAUAUUUACAACUGCAGACGAAAUUGAAUCUAAAGUGCGCAGAAAUGAAGAUUUUAUAAAUCAUUCACGCGUAGCUGAAAACGAAUUUGUUGUAGUUCGAGGUUGCAUUUUGGAUCAAGCGCCGAUAGAAAUGGUAUUCAGUAAUGAAGCUAGGCCUACUGCAAGAGGUUACGAAUCUAUGGAAUCAGAUACUCAUAGUGUAAAAUCAGUGCAAAAACAUGCUAUGAGAAACAAGCACUGUAGUCUAGGCUGCUUACUCAAUCGUCAUGCACCGGUUCAAACUGACCUAAAUGUUGAUGAAUUGAGGUGGUCAGUCGUACUACAGUGCGUAGGAUUAUUAUCAAGAUAUCUUGGAGAUGACCCAGAUACACUAAAAAUGAAAAAUGUAGAUUAUAACGAUACGAUUGGACUUCUGCUACCUAUAUGGAGGGCAUUGGUAGAAAAUCUGUGUUGUAAUGAAGUUAAAGAUCGACAGCCAUGUCAUAAAGACACCAUCGCUUGGGGAUCACGUAAAGCUACACCUAGCACCAAACUGCGUCAAAAAUGAAACAUUUCCA
Molecule: messenger RNA, 2905 nt
Organism: Babesia bovis T2Bo
Lineage: Eukaryota; Apicomplexa; Aconoidasida; Piroplasmida; Babesiidae
Exons: 1
Coding region: 136-2895 (919 amino acids)
Source: RefSeq, a predicted model, not a curated record